Molecule: messenger RNA, 4176 nt
Organism: Musca domestica (house fly)
Lineage: Eukaryota; Metazoa; Arthropoda; Insecta; Diptera; Muscidae
Exons: 4
Coding region: 91-984 (297 amino acids)
Source: RefSeq, a predicted model, not a curated record
UUUUGUGUAAGUCACGUUCUUGAUGCCCGAUCAAUUUCGUUUUUAAUUUCAGAUCUGAAAAAUAUUCUCAAUCAACAGUCAAAUGACAGCAUGGAUUUCCUUGUGGCUCCGGCAUCUACAACAGGGACGACAUCGGCAACCAUCGCACCAACAAGUGGAUCAGUGACAACAUUGUCCUUAAAUCUAAAUAAUAACAAUGGCCAUACCAAUGGCCCCCUGAAUGUGUUACAACCACCACCUUUGAUACCAGCACAGUCACAGCAGCAACAACAACAACAUCCCACAACAUCUACCCUUAUGGACUUUAAUCAGAACAGUAACCAAGCAAUGUUGCCACCAACUGCAAUCAAUGGACCACAGCCAGCCCCAACCAGACCUCUGGAAAAUCUUAUGAUUUUCGAUAAUUUCGAUGUUCAUGAGACGCAUCGCAUUGAGGAUGGAAUUUGUACCCAAUUGUCCAGGUUACCACCCAAAAAACAGGAAUUACUAAAACAGUUCGGUAUUCAAACAAAUCAGACUGUAACGUAUUAUGAAAAGUAUAUUCUCAUCGAAAAUUUCAACAGAUUUUGCAAUGAAUAUAAGGUGGCCGAUCAUAGACCCUUUUUGGAUUUAUCGGAGAGCGGUUUACCCAAGUCCGAACAACUUAAAUUCAUACGGUAUCUGGGACAGGGACUACCCAAUUUGACAUUAAACAAAAUUUACUUGGUUUUCAAGGACAUCCUAGGUUUAAGCAGAAUAGAAAAAAUGGCCAUAGAGGGCUAUAACUUAGAUGCAAUAUUAAAAAAGAAAAAGCGUAAUUUAUACAAUAGAAUGACAGCAGCAGCAGUGCACAAAGAAUGUAAUCCAGAUGCCAAUACACCCGCAUUACCAACAACAGCAACGGCAACCAUCGCGAAACCAUCAUCAGUUCCAGUGGUAGCAGCUAAUAUUAUGCCAGCACCGGCAUUAGCACCUGUCUAUCAACAGGAAUCGUAUAAAACUUAACGUUGGUGUUCAUUUUUGAAUAAUUGUUUUAAAUAUUUAAUAAUUGAAUAUCUAAUUGUUAUUUAAAUGAAUUCCUCCUCCUCCUUCCCCCAGUUUGAAGCAAACUUUCCGGAACUGGACCAGUAACUGUUGUGUCUUGAAAACGAUGAAGCAAAAGAAACAAAACAAAAUUAAUUUAUUAAUGUAUUUAGGCAGACGAAGAAAGUGAACAAAAAUAAUCUUAAAAAAUUAAGGACUUCAGAAUCAACAUUAAAGUUAUUGAAAAUAAGAAACUCCAAACUAAUCAAACAAAGUGCUAAAUUAAAAAUAAAAACUUUUUCAAAAAAAUGAAAUCAAAAUUAAAGGGAAUAUUAAAUCACUAUUGAAUAAAGAUCAAAUCGAAACAUUGAACAAAAUUAAAGAUUUAAAAAAUCUUAGCUAAUUGAGUAAUAUAUGAUUAUAUAAUGAAACACCACUUUAUGUUGUGCCAAACAAAAUUUCAUUCAGUUUAACAUUUUUUAAAGAAAAAAAUUAUACCAAAUACUCGUAUUGUGACUGAACAGAAAACAUUAGAACAGAAAACAGCUGAUUAAAAACUAGCUGACCAAGCUUUAAACUGACAAAAUUCUCAUAAUUAGGUCUGCCUGGGUGCCAUGGUAGAAGAAUAUAGGUAGUCGCAUCGACACAGCUGCUGGGACAAUGAACUGUCAAGUCAAUUUUGAAAUUGAAAAUGUUGAAUGAAAAAUUAUUUGAAUUUGUAAAAAUUGUUGAAAACGAGUAUUAUAAUAUCCUCCGAAUGACGUCGUAGAAGAAAACAUAUAAAAAUCUACUUAUAUUUGAAAACAAAUUUUAAAUCUUUUGACAUAUCAAUGCUCCCAAGCGUUGAUGCAUCUAUCUGUAUUUUUCUACCAUGCUGGGUGCCUAAAAAAUCUUAACAAUUGUUACUGGAAGUCCUCUGUUAACACUAAAGUGCAUCUAAAGAGAACCACUUGAGAGAGAAAUUCUUUUAUAGAGUUUGUAAAAUUUUGCUGGACCAUUGUCUGUUUGUAAACAUUUGCAAAUCUUCUCAUAGCGCAUUUAUACUAUUAAAGAUAAAACCACUGGGUUUAACAGAUUCAGUGGUUUAGAUACACCCUUAGCAGAGUAUAAAUAUCACUUAGCCGAUCUUUAUUUACAUUUAUAUACUUCUGUACAUCUACGAAAAAUUUGUGUAUCAAACCAGUAAGGAAAAGUCAAAAGUCGGCGGAGCCGACUAUAUGAUACCCUACACCACUAGGCAUAUUUAAUAGAGCUCCCAUAACAAAAGAAUUUAUUUGAAGUAGAUCAUACCACCUAUCAACAUUUGGCUUUAGAGCAGUUACAGUUUGAUUCGGAUGAAACAUAUAUGUAUAUGGGAGCUAUAGCUAUAUCUGAACCGAUUUUCACCAAAUUUCAUGUACUUGCUUCUAAACUGCAUUCGGUCGGAUGUGCCAAAAUUCAGGUCAUUUGGAUUGAUAUUGGACAUUUGGUGCACAAUUAACCCGAAAUCGGUUGAAGAUAUACAUGGGAGCUAUAUCCAAAUCUGAUCCGGUUAUCACCAAUUUCAAUAGGGUUUGUCUUUGGGCCAAACAAAUAUUGUUUGAAAAAUUGCAUCUCAAUCGGAUAAUAAAUGCGAUCUGCAUUUUGCAUUUUGUUCAAAAGAAUACAUGGUAAGACGGACGGAUUGACAUGCAUAAAUCGACUCCGAAAGUGAUUCCUUGAAGAUCCUCAAAAGUAACUAUGGGUCUAUCACGUUACCUUCUCCAUGUUAAAAACAAAUGUACAAAGACAUAAUACCCUUACCACUAUGUAGUGUAGGGUAUAAAAACCUAAUACAUAAAGUAGUAUAGAUUCCGUGCGGGAUUUAAAAUAAAUCCGGUCAAGAGGAGAUCUACUUUUGUUUGGUAAAUCUGGUUGAAUAAAUCCGGAUUAAACUGUUAUUUCUUUAAACUGGAUAAAAUUUCGUAUCUAAACCCACUAUAAGAAUUCCAAGACAAAGGGUAUGCAUGGUAGAAGAAUACAGGUAGUCGCAUCGACACAGCAGCUGGGACAAUGAACUGUCAAACAAAUUUUGCAAUUGAAAUUAUUGAAUGAAAAAUUAUUCAAAUUUGUAAAAAUUGUUGAAAAACGCAUAUUGUAAUAACCUCCGAUCGAUGUCUUAUAAGGAAACAUACAAAAAUCUACUUAUAUUUGAAAAAAUAUUUAACAUUUUUUGACAUAUCAAUGUUCCCAAGCGUUGAUGCAUCUACCUAUAUUCUUCUACCAUGGUAAUAUGAGAAACAAUAUCGACAGUCACAAAUCGGUAGACAGUUAAUGUUAUUUUUUUUUUAAUUAAACCAUAAUUUUGUAUCUCAAUUUUCAUCCGCAAAUGAUUUGACACACAUAGCACAAGACUUUCCUCUUCUACACUGAAUUAACCGAUGUGUAAGUAUUUGCAGGCAUUGUAUAAUGAUGUAAUCAAAAACAAAAACUUCUAGUUCCAAUUAAGCAUUGUUAUAAAUAAGAGAAAAGAAAAAACACCAUAACAUAGUAAAAACCAACAUUAAAAAUAAAAUACUCAAAAAUAAAAACUAAAAAAGUAGCUAUAAGAAAUACCUAUACAACCAAAUGAUUAACAUAAUAUUCCUAUAUACACACAGAACUCUAAAAUGACAAAAGAAAAAAGAAAAGAAAUUAUGAAAUAACUUUAUCUUUUUAGAUAUACAAUUAAAAAAAUUAUUAAAUAUAAAACAAAUAAGAAUUAUAUAUACAUACAUUAUGCCAUAUAAGAACUUCAAUGACAUGUCUUAAAGAAAAAAGGAGUAACCACAAUCAAGAAACGACAAAACUUCCAAAUGAUAUAUCGCAGUGUAUUCAGGAUGUGUGAAUGGUGGUCAUUCUAUGGAAAAGGAAAUUACAACUUUAGAUACACAACCUACUAGCAUAUAUACCUAUAUUAAAUCAAAUUAUAUAUACAUAAACAUACCGAACUUUAGGAACAACAAAUACAAAUCUAACCAAUAAUAGUACGUCAUAUUACUACUACCACUACAGAUACUACGCAUAUUAUAUUAUAUAUAAAUUCCGUAAAAAAAAUAUUCCUUAUCCACACAUACAUAUAUACAACCAACAUAUACAAACAUAUUUAAGUAAUUAUACGUAUUUAUUUGACAAGCCACAGAAACACUGCAACACCAUGCAACAGCAGAAACUAAA